GGCGCAGUGCGGUCGCACACCUGUGGCCGCGGGAAUGUUAAAUGGCGAGACGGGAGGGGGCUGCUCUGUACCGGACGAGCGAGCCUCCUGACACGCAGCCAGCAAAGCAAGCGAGGGCGUCAAAAAACUAAUAAAAUAAACACACACAACACCGUUUGUGAAGGAUUAAAUAAUGAAUAACGCGUCCGACCCUACCGAGGGUGAGCAGCCCCCUCUGCUGGCCGGGCAGGGCAGUGCCUGGGGGGUGAAUGAAGAUGACGACGACUCCCCUCUGCUCCAGGAGAUGGCCGAGGAAGACGAGGAGAUCGAUCUGUACAACGAGGAGACCUUCGGACUGGAUAUUGAAUCAGGGGGAGAGGAGGAAGAUCCCACAGAUUUAUUCCUCUUCUGCGGAGAAUUCACCAAAAAUUCAAAAACACAUCCCCCCAGCUCCCCGCCUCGAAAAGAGGAGACCCCAGCCGAACCGAAUCCAGAAGAACCACAGGCCCCGGCCCAGCCUGGGACCGCAGUGACCGAGCCUCCCCAGCCUCCCCAGCCUCCCCAGCCUCAAACACCCAAACCUGAGUCCACCAUCCCGCUCAAGCCCCAGGCUUCAUUCUUCACAGCAGGCCAGAAGGAUUACAGAGGAGCCCGGAGACGGGAAUUUGGGAAGAGAGUGGAAUUCCAGGAUCCAGCCGUCAUUCGGACCAUUGAAGGCCGACCAACUUUAGAGAGUUUGGACAGCGCUAUAGUGGACAGUGGGAUUAGCUCGAUUUGGGAUGAUAUGGAUACUGAGAAUGACCAGACGGUCACCGAUUCUGGACUCUGGAUACCGCCCCACUUCAGCAGCCGGACUCAAACCCCCUGUCCCGUCCUGGAGGACAAUGCCGUCUUGAGGGUGAUUGACAGGUCAGCAGACCACAGGAUCCUGCCCACCACCCUUGACUUCUUGUCGUCGCCCGCGUCACGCCGUUACCCAGCAUCCCCUGUUUCGAACGGCGAUCAGUCAAGUCAUGUGUCGCCCAGACCGUUCGGUCAAAGAUACCAACAGAUGCAAAGUCCCAUGAUGCCUCAGUCCCCCCUGUGUCCCAUGCGACCUUUCACCUCUAGGUUUGGGCAGCCCGGUCGCUUCCUCUCCCCCUUCCACCCCUCCUCUCCCAAUAUCAGCACCCCGACUCGACCUCUGACCCCCAAGAUGCUCCAGAUGCGUUUCGGCCCCCGGUCCCCAGCGCCUGGCCCCGCCCCCUUUUUCAGCCCGCCAGCCAAUCCCAUGCGAUUCAGGUUACCAGGUCAUGUGACUCAGCUCCACCCCCAGCACAGAAGGAUUCUCAACCAGAGACAGCAGAGAACGCAGAGCUCCCUGAGAAAGCCUGCUCGCCUGGACCCCUACUCCAACAUCAUGUCUCAGAAGGAGAAGGACUGGGUGAUCCGACUGCAGAUGAUUCAGCUGCAGAGUGAGAACCCGCACCUGGACGAUUAUUACUAUCAGGCGUAUUACCAUAAGCUGGAGCGAAAGCUGGCAGAGGAGGAGAUGUUGGGAGACAGGACGAAGAGGGAGCCCCCCAAACUCAUCACCCCCUACGUGCAGAAAGCAGAGACAUAUGAGCCAGUGGUGCACAUCGAGGGCUCGCUCGGUCAGGUUGCAGUAUCGACGUGUUUCUCUCCUCGUAGAGCCAUCGACGCCGUCCACGCGCACUCGCCAGACGAGGAGAACAAGGAUUUGGGUCACCAAAAAUUAGCCAUCCUGAACACCAUAGAAAAAAUGUACAUGAUCUUGCUGGAUGUGGAGGAGGCGGACAGGAAGCUGUCCGCGUUCCCCGAGGAGAAUCGCUCUCGUUUCAAGGACCAGCGGCAACGCAAAGUACACCUGCUGUUCCGCAUGCUGAAGGAGGGGCAGCUCGACACAGACAAAUCAACGGUCAACUUCCUGCCCUUCCUGUUGGUGGCCAAAGGCAAGCGUCUGGUGGCCAGACUCCUCCCCUUCCUGUCCCAUGACGCUGCUUUGGAGAUUCUCACUGCCGUGUCCAAUGAGCUUCCUCUUCUGAUGGCCAGGGACACCAGCCCAGACGAGUCCCUCCCUGUGCUGUACCCCCCUCUCUGCGUUGUGAUUGGCGGACUCUCCUUCACUCGGCUGAUUCGGGUCCUUCAGGGGUUUACCGCCGCGUUGCCUGACUCGAAAGACACGCGGCUGUCUCUGGCCUGCCAGAACAAGUUUGGGAUCUCGUUCCUGUACGCCCUGCUGAGUCAGGGGGAGAGACUGCUGUCUUCAGAGACCCCGAUGGAACCCAGUAUCGGAGACUUCGAGAGCUGGACCGACAUAGUGUUCCUGGUUGCUAAGCAACUCUCCCAGAUGUCUCGCUCCUCACUGGUCGAGCCCCUCCUGCUGCCGUCCAAUCUGCUGUCUCUGUUCUGCCGCUACCUGGACAAGCAGACUGUCCACCAGCUCGAAGACAACAUGGAGCGAUCAGGAGCAGCGUGUUGUCCAGCCAUCUCCUCUUAACACCUGGCAAAAAACCAGGAAUAACAAUUCAACUGCUGUUCCUUGUGGAAUAACUAACCUGUUAUGGGUAGAUGUGAAGGAGAGUCAGGGAGGGGGAAUCAGGCUCCUAUUGCACAGCAGUGUGAUCCAGUCCAGGUUUCACUAGCAGCUUGAUCAGCCCCCGGUGUGUCUU
This is a messenger RNA of Polyodon spathula (Mississippi paddlefish), 2651 nucleotides long. It is a transcript of the gene patl2, whose product is annotated as PAT1 homolog 2. Bases 173 to 2479 code for a protein of 768 amino acids. Gene Ontology annotation, cellular component: P-body. Gene Ontology annotation, biological process: P-body assembly; deadenylation-dependent decapping of nuclear-transcribed mRNA. The transcript has 19 exons. Gene Ontology annotation, molecular function: RNA binding. The record is from RefSeq and is a predicted model, not a curated record. Lineage: Eukaryota; Metazoa; Chordata; Actinopteri; Acipenseriformes; Polyodontidae.